GAAAAAACGGACGGCAUCAGUAGACGACGCUACGGACGAAGCGGUGGCCAAGUCGGCAGAGCAGCACCUGCCUCGCAGCGAUGGAGGGCGGCGGGAGCAGCAGGAGAUGGCGCUUCGCGUCGCCGAACCCGGCCGUGGCGGCCGCCGGGGAGCGGAGCAUCCAGAGGCACCUCCGCGACCUGCACGGCUGCCUGGACGAGCGCGGCCCGCGGCCCGUGAUCCCGCUCAGCCACGGGGACCCCUCAUCGUCCCUCUCCUUCCGCACCGCUCCCGAGGCGGUGGAGGCCGUCGCCGCCGCCCUCCUCUCCGGUGAUUUCGACGGCUACGCGUCCCGCGACACGAAUCUCGCAGCUUGCCGAGCUGUUGCAGAGUACUUAUCGUGUGAUUUGCCUUACAAGCUUUCCCCUGAUGAUGUUCUCCUCACUUCUGGAUGUACCCAAGCUAUCGAGACUGUGAUGUCUGUUCUUGGCCAACAAGGUUUCAAUAUAUUGCUCCCAAGGCCUGGUUACCCAAAACAUGAAGCACAUGCAGUGUUUCAUAAGAUGGAAGUACGCCAUUAUGAUCUUGUUCCAGAGAGGGGUUGGGAGGUCGACCUGGAAGCUGUUGAAGCUCUUGCAGAUGAGAAUACUGUUGCAAUAGUGAUUACUAAUCCCAACAACCCUUGUGGCACUGUGUAUACUUACGAGCAUUUGUCCAAGAUUGCAGGUACAGCAAACAAGCUUGGUAUGUUAGUCAUUUCUGAUGAGGUCUAUGGGCAUCUUGUCUAUGGUAGCACUCCUUUUGUGCCAAUGGGUGUUUUUGGGGAUACUGUUCCAAUACUCACACUUGGAGCUAUAUCAAAGAGAUGGGCAGUACCUGGCUGGAGAUUUGGCUGGAUAGCAAUUUGUGACCCUAAAUGUAUUCUGAAAGAAACCAAGGUUUUUCAUUCACUGACAAGCUUCAAAAUGCUAACAACAGAUCCUGCAACAUUUGUUCAGGGAUCUAUUCCUCAUAUUAUGAAGAACACACAUGAUGAGUUCUUUAGCAAGAUUAUCAGGUUGUUAAAGGAGUGCGCAGAAAUAUGCUACAGCGAAAUAAAGGAAAUCAAGUGUAUUACCUGUCCCUGCAAAGCAGAAGGAUCAUUUUUUAUGAUGGUGAAACUAGACAUAUCACAGUUGUCAGACAUUAGUGAUGACGUCGAUUUCUGUAGAAAGUUGGCAAAGGAGGAAUCAGUCAUGGUGUUGCCUGGGACUGCCUUAGGCAUUGAGAACUGGCUGCGCAUAACCUUUGCUUCGGAUCCAGCAAAACUGAAGCAAGGACUUGAAAGGAUCAAGUCCUUUUGCCUGAGGCAUCAGUCACAUGUCAAUUAAUCCCAAGGGAGUGCCUUUGCAAUACUGAAUUAAAUUCUCCAAUGCUUGUUGGGGUUUCCAUGUUCGUACAAUGGCAUCAUGUUUCUUGAGUACAUUGAACAAACAGCAUAGAACUUCGCCUCUGUUGUGUUCGCACAAAUUUCACCUGUUCCCCGUUUAAUGCUUCAUCAUGUAUAAGUUUAUUCACACCGCAGCAUUCCCCAUGUGGCUUCGCAUGCUUUCAUCCGAACACCAGCAAAUGAAUAUGCUUGGAAAUUAGAUCUGAGCAUGUCAUAUAUGGAUC
This is a messenger RNA of Panicum virgatum (switchgrass), 1632 nucleotides long. Its product is annotated as nicotianamine aminotransferase 1-like. Gene Ontology annotation, molecular function: pyridoxal phosphate binding; transaminase activity. The transcript has 7 exons. The record is from RefSeq and is a predicted model, not a curated record. Lineage: Eukaryota; Viridiplantae; Streptophyta; Magnoliopsida; Poales; Poaceae. Gene Ontology annotation, biological process: amino acid metabolic process; biosynthetic process. The coding region runs from base 81 to 1349 and encodes 422 amino acids.